Molecule: messenger RNA, 2692 nt
Organism: Annulohypoxylon truncatum
Lineage: Eukaryota; Fungi; Ascomycota; Sordariomycetes; Xylariales; Hypoxylaceae
Exons: 3
Coding region: 264-2213 (649 amino acids)
Biological process (GO): positive regulation of transcription by RNA polymerase II
Molecular function (GO): metal ion binding; transcription cis-regulatory region binding
Source: RefSeq, a predicted model, not a curated record
CUUCAAACUUCCGGGGUCCGUCCAUUCUGGACCCCUCGAAUUGCAGCCGACUCCCUGACUUACCAAUCGAAUCAUUCAUCAUUGACGAGCGAAUCUUUAUAAUCUUGCCAGUAGACCAAAUACUUAUCGCACUCAUUCAUUUCUUACUGGCACUGGCGGAAUAACCAAGGCUUUAUGACGUCGUCAGACGUUGGCUUUCAGCUUCGUCUGUUGUCAUCCGACUCAUCGACCAACUACGGCUGGCCUUGACAGUCGUUUUCACAAUGAGCUCUGGCUCGACCAAUCUGGGAGGGAAAUCCCUAUCAUCUCCAGCAUCCCACGCCAUAAAUUCGCAACCCAUCUCCGUCCCUGCACCCAACUUCGAAUCCAAUUCUCGUCGUUCCGGUCUGUCGAGCCCGUCGUUCUCAAAUUCAGCUCCGAGGAAGGGACAAGGGUCGAGGAAGCAGCACCGGAAUCAAAGAAGACCAUUGAGAGACAUCGCGCCCCCGGAUGAGGAUGACGCCAUGGCUGAGCUCAGCGCUCUACGAAACGCCUCAAGCCGUCGAGGGCAAACCUCCAUUACUCAUCUUCUAGAUUUCUCCUCUCCAAUGCGCUAUCACCAUGACCACCACCACCACUCUAGAUCGAGUCGCAGACAUCCUACCUGGGGACCUGGUUCUGGGUACCACUCCGUGGACAAGGCACGAUUUGUCCAUGCGAACUAUCGCUUCGUGGUUUCGCCUACCGGAGACUACUCUUUACAAGCUGCAGACGCUGAUAAGUAUCUGGAAUGGUCCGAUGUACUCCAGGUUAUAGCCUCGACCGUAUCGCAAUCUACCUCUUGUCCUAUAUGUCUCGAAGAUCCCGUGGCUCCUCGUAUGGCGCGCUGUGGCCACAUAUUCUGCUUACCGUGCUUACUACGAUUCAUGAACUCGACGAACGACGAUGAACCGAGCCCGCGAAAGGAGGCGCGAUGGAAAAAGUGCCCCAUAUGCGAAGAUUCCUUCCGACUUUCCGAAGUCAAACCCGUUCGUUUUUAUGCUGGCCAGGAGUGCGCCUUACCAAGGCCAGGAGAAGAUGUCGUAUUGAGGUUGAUGGUUCGAGACGCAGGCUCCACUUUGGCCUUACCAAAUGAAGGGGGUCCGGAUAUCGUCAACAUGGGCGAGGACGUGCCAUGGCACUUUGCAGCAAACGUCCUGGAUUAUGCUAGAAUCAUGAAAGGGACUAAUGAGUACGUAAUAGAACAAUAUAACGAGGAGAUAAAUAACUUGCGGCGACAGGCGCAGGAUGAUGAGAAAUAUUUUGGAGUAGAGGAAGGAGAUUGGACACAGCGAGCUAUCAGAGCUAUUAUCACCGCGAAGGACAAGAUCCGAAACCCUCAAGAGGAGGAGGUAGUAGCACCGUCAGCCAGCGCUAUAAAGGCAAAGCAGCCGGCCAAGCAGCAAUUUCAUUUCUACUCGGCGCCUCCGCACCUUUAUCUGUCGCCACUCGACAUCCGCAUUCUGAAGACUAAAUUUGGCGAUUUCUCCAACUUCCCGUCAACGUUACUUCCACGUGUCGAGCACAUUUCUACUGGCCACGUGGUGGAUGACGCCUUAAGGAAGCGAGCUAAGUAUCUAGGACACCUCCCUCACGGCUGCGUUGUGAGCUUCCUAGAAUGCGACUGGACGGACAUAGUCCCAUCGGAUAUCCUAGACACAUUUUCGGGUGACCUAGAGCGCCGGCGUAAGGUACACCGGGACAAAGCAGCGCAGGAAGAGCGCGAAAGAUUGCACGCGGAACGCUUAGAAGCCUCGGCUAUCGGUCGUAGUGCUCGAAGGCACUUUGACCAGACCAACGGAGAUAAAUUUGAUCCUACACCUACUAUGAAUUCCGAGGACUUCCAGCCGCUCGGUUCUGUCGAGGGCACCACUCCACCGAAUCCUCGGCCAGGAUUCAGCCAGCUUGCGGACAUGUCGACAAGUCCGUCGACUUCCAAAACCGUUUGGGGAACACGGGCUAUUCCUGCUUCGCCCGAGUUAGCACCCGUCGUAGAGCGUGAAGUUAACGACGGAUGGCUCAAAGAUGACGAGUUCCUAGGUGCUGCUGAAUUGGCAAUGCAGAUGGAGGCAUUCGAUAUCGACGGAGGCGGUGCUGGGCCUAGCAGCGGGCCCGGAACUAAUAGUGGGAAGAAAAAGAAGAAGCAGAAGCAAAAGAUUACUCUGAUGAGCACUGGUGGCCGUCGUGGUGGUUGAAACGUCGCCGCCGGGAUCUAUGAAAGCCCGCUUUCUUCGUCGAUUUAAAAUCGGGUCUGGGAGCAAUGGGAUUUUCGUGUGUAGCGCUGCUUCUAACGAAACCAAUGCUAUAUUCUACAUUAACAACACACUCGCCGUCUUCCUCUUUAAGGGAAUAUGGUGAAGUGGUGAUAGCUGUAACUGAUUAACAAGGUAGGAGUUCGUGCGGCUUUGUUCAAUGCUCUACACAACAUAAUUUCCCAGGGAAAUUUAUUGGCAGAAUAUAAACUUGCUUUUAGAUGAUAUCUGAAAUCUACUAUUUACCAUUUACCUAGGCACUUGGACAACGUGCCAGUUUUACUUUGUGGUCUAAUAUUUAACGUUUCGAAGGCAGAAGAUAGGGGUGAAUUACGAGCUUAUCUUCCUUAUCUCGAACUGAGUGAACCCCACUAUUAUGAACUGAUACCAUCUUCAACCUCGAUACAUGUAGGCAUUUCAUC